Papilio machaon (common yellow swallowtail) is the source of this 861-nucleotide messenger RNA. Its product is annotated as probable methylthioribulose-1-phosphate dehydratase. Gene Ontology annotation, cellular component: cytoplasm. The transcript is spliced from 6 exons. Gene Ontology annotation, molecular function: metal ion binding; methylthioribulose 1-phosphate dehydratase activity. The coding region runs from base 181 to 861 and encodes 226 amino acids. The record is from RefSeq and is a predicted model, not a curated record. NCBI's taxonomy places the organism in Eukaryota, Metazoa, Arthropoda, Insecta, Lepidoptera, Papilionidae.
UGAAAACAUUUUGUAUUUUGUUGAUACGUAAUUUUGAAAGCAUAAUAAAUGAUUAUUAACAAUAGUUAACAUAGUCGAAACAGUGAUAAUGAGACGCAUAUAAAAUAAGAGAAGUAUUAAGAUCAUUCAUUGAUAAGCAAUAUCUUACAUCACUAUUCAUUAGAAUCGUAAGACCGGACAAUGUCGGAAUUUGGUGCUGAACAUCCCAGGAACCUAAUACCUGAACUGUGUAAACAGUUCUAUCAUUUAGGAUGGGUGACAGGCACAGGUGGUGGCAUAUCUAUAAAAGAAGGAGAGAAAAUCUACAUAGCACCAUCUGGUGUACAAAAGGAGAGAAUGAAACCAGAUGAUCUGUUUGUGCAAACUAUUAACAAUGAAGACUUAGAAUUGCCUCCACCGGAGAAAAAUCUCAAGAAGAGUCAAUGCACUCCACUGUUCAUGUUGGCGUACCGAUGUCGCGGCGCGGGCGCAGUCAUUCACACGCACUCGCCGCACGCUGUGCGCUGCACAUUGCUCUAUGAUAAGGAAUUUGUUAUCACACACCAGGAGAUGAUCAAGGGUAUAAAAGAUGCUCAACUAGGCCGCUACCUUCGUUAUGACGAGAAACUAGUAGUUCCUAUAAUAGAAAAUACCCCAUUCGAGCGGGAUCUUGCACAGAGUCUGGGGGAAGCAUUGCAGAAGUACCCCGGGACUAGUGCUGUGCUGGUUCGUAGACAUGGUGUCUACGUGUGGGGGGAUAACUGGCAGCAGGCUAAGACCAUGACGGAAUGCUAUGAUUACUUGUUUGAAAUGGCUGUUGAAAUGAAGAAAUUGGGCCUAGAUCCAGCAUACAAUCCAGAAACUUCUAAUGAAAAUAUGUAA